Messenger RNA from Daphnia magna, 845 nucleotides. Its product is annotated as nucleoside diphosphate kinase 6-like. The record is from RefSeq and is a predicted model, not a curated record. NCBI's taxonomy places the organism in Eukaryota, Metazoa, Arthropoda, Branchiopoda, Diplostraca, Daphniidae. Gene Ontology annotation, biological process: GTP biosynthetic process; UTP biosynthetic process; CTP biosynthetic process. The coding region runs from base 269 to 742 and encodes 157 amino acids. Gene Ontology annotation, molecular function: nucleoside diphosphate kinase activity. The transcript has 4 exons.
UAGGGAUUCCUCUCAGCCUGAAGCAACCAGGGUUCUAUGACUCUGAUUUUAAGAUUUUAAGUAUAUUUUUUUCACGUAAAUUCUCACCAAGAAACGAUUUUUCUCGAUAUUUCCCGUUUUCGCGUUUCAUCCCACUUUUACUUCAAAUAUGCCAAAAUUUGGUAAUUUCCCCGAAGAGAGCGGACAUACUGAGACAACUUUUUCUUUCCACAGUUGUUAAUUAUUGUAAUUGAAGUGGAAACUCCAAGGCUGUGAAAAGUAAUCGAUUAUGAAAAAUAUUCUUAAGCUAACCUUAGCUAUUAUAAAACCAGAUGUAGUGAAAGUUCCUUUUACCCUACAGCAAAUCCACAGUAAGAUAUUAACGGCUGGUUUCUACAUAGUUCAAAGCCGUACUGUAAACCUUUCUUGUCAGCAAGUUGAGAAUUUUUAUACAGAACAUACUGGAAGGUUUUUCCAUAAACGGCUUGUAACAUUCAUGAAAAGUGGACCUAUUCAUGCACAUAUCCUAGCUCAUCCUGAAGCCAUUCAAUUGUGGCGUGAGAUUAUGGGACCAACAAAAUCUUUUGUAACACAAUAUGAAGCCCCUGACACCAUUAGAGGAUCAUUCGGCCUUACUGAUACGAGAAAUUGUACUCACGGCUCCGAUUCUGAAACAUCAGCCAUGAGAGAGAUCAAGUUUUUCUUUCCUCAAUUCAACUAUGAGGAAUGGUUGGAGAAACAGGAGUCCAUUUUAAGAAAAUGAAUAUGCAGUAUUGUGUACUCCACCUUCACUCAUAGCAAAAAUUUGAAGUUAGGGUUGUAAGAAAGAAUUUGCAGGUAAACAAUACAUUAGUGGCUGUCAACUA